Adineta steineri is the source of this 2094-nucleotide messenger RNA. NCBI's taxonomy places the organism in Eukaryota, Metazoa, Rotifera, Eurotatoria, Adinetida, Adinetidae. The record is from the annotation of a GenBank genome assembly.
AUGGCUAGUGUAGCUGCAUGGCUUCCAUUUGCUCGAGCAGCAGCUAUUGGUUGGGUACCAUUAGCAAAAAAUCCUUUACCACCACCACCAUUUCGUAUUCCAACAAAUGGUGCAUCAACAAGUAGUACUGAUCGUCGUUGUGAUGAAAAAAUCAUCAUAAAUGUUAGUGGUCGUCGUUUUGAAUGUUGGCGUUCAACAUUAGAAAAAUAUCCCGAUUCAUUAUUAGGUUCAAAUGAAAAAGAAUUCUUUUAUGAUGAAGAUACACACGAAUAUUUUUUUGAUCGUGAUCCUGAUGUAUUUCGUGUCAUAUUAAAUUUUUAUCGUACUGGUAAAUUACAUUAUCCAAAACAUGAAUGUAUAGCAGCAUAUGAUGAGGAAUUAGCAUUUUUUGGUAUAUUACCAGAUAUAAUCGGUGAUUGUUGCUAUGAAGAUUAUCGAGAUCGUAAACGUGAAAAUAAUGAACGACUUAUUGAUGAUCGUCUUCAUGAAGACGAAGAUAAAGCCCAACCAAAACCACAAUCAUUACGUGAAACAAUGUGGCGUGCAUUUGAAAAUCCUCAAGUAUCAACUAUGGCAUCUGUAUUUUAUUAUGUAACGGGAUUUUUUAUAGCCGUUAGUGUUAUUGCUAAUGUUCUCGAUACUGUAUCAUGUGGAACUGAUCCUGAAACAGGUUAUCCAAGAUCAUGUGGUGAACGUUUUUCUCGUCAAUUUUUUUGUCUUGAUACAGCUUGUGUUAUGAUAUUUACUGUUGAAUAUUUUCUUCGUCUAUAUGCUGCACCUGAUCGAUUGAAAUUUGUUCGAUCUGUUAUGUCUGUUAUUGAUGUUGUUGCUAUUAUGCCGUAUUAUAUUGGAUUAUUUAUGCAUGAAAAAGGCGAAGUUAGCGGAGCAUUUGUUACUCUUCGAGUAUUUCGUGUAUUUCGUAUAUUUAAAUUUUCUCGUCAUAGUCAAGGUUUAAGAGUAUUAGGUUAUACAUUAAAAAGUUGUGCUAGUGAACUUGGUUUUCUAUUAUUUUCAUUAACAAUGGCCAUUAUUAUAUUUGCUACUGUUAUGUAUUAUGCUGAAAAAAGUGUUAUUCAUACAAAAUUUACCUCUAUACCAGCUGCAUUUUGGUAUACAAUCGUUACAAUGACAACACUUGGAUAUGGUGAUAUAGUACCAAAAACUUGGGCGGGUAAAAUUGUUGGUGGUGUAUGUAGUUUAAGUGGUGUACUGGUCAUUGCUCUUCCAGUACCUGUUAUUGUAUCAAAUUUUAGUCGAAUUUAUCAUCAAAGUCAGAGAGCAGAUAAAAUGAAAGCACAAAGAAAAGCACGUCUAACACGUAUACGUUUAGCACGAAAUGCAACAAGUAAUGCAUUCGUAGCUGCUAAACGACGUCAUGAACAGUAUCUUAAUGAUCCAGAUGUUUCUGUUGAUAAAAAUCUUGUUAAUCCAUUUGAACUACAACAUCAUCAUUUACUUCGUUGUCUAGAAUUAACAACUGAUCGAGAAUUUAUUGAAAUGGGUCCAGAUGUAUUAAUGAAUAGUGGUGGUGGCGGAGCAAAUACUGCUGCCGGUGGUCAUUCAGCUACUGGCAUGGCUCGUUUAGGCUCACCUGCGAGACAUUUUAUAUUGAAUCGUCGUAAAUGGUGGUGUUGUGGAGUACGACGAAGAAAGAAAACGUCCUUCAAACACAGUAUUGAUCGCACAAAUAAUAAUAAUACUGCAACCAACGAGGAAGAACUUGAUGAAGAACUCGGCGAUUUUCAAUUACCUCUUUCAUUAACACCGCGUGCUUCAGGAUCAAUAGGUCAUACACUUACCACCGCCAAUGUGAUACAACAUCGACGAUCAACUUCAUCACAACAAAAUAUUGUACUUCAUUCCAAUCUAAAUGAAUCGCCAAAAUCAUAUGCAAAUCGUUUUGAUUUAAAUACGACAAAUGAUAAAGACGAAAUAAAAUCAACGAAACGUAAAACAAGUAGUUUAAUGACUGUUGAUGAACACGGUUCAAUAAAUGAUCUAAUAGCAACAGAUGCUUCACAACAGUUAAAAAUACCAACAAGUAUUAGUGAUAUAAUACAUCAACAAACAACUGAUGAAAAACAAAUGGUAUGA